Messenger RNA from Fomitopsis serialis, 354 nucleotides. RefSeq lists its product as uncharacterized. Lineage: Eukaryota; Fungi; Basidiomycota; Agaricomycetes; Polyporales; Fomitopsidaceae. Bases 1 to 354 code for a protein of 117 amino acids. Gene Ontology annotation, biological process: 2-oxoglutarate metabolic process. The transcript has 3 exons. The record is from RefSeq and is a predicted model, not a curated record.
AUGCAUCCGUCUAUCCGCCUCUGCGCAUCAGCGGCGCCCCGCCAGCCUCUCAUUCACUUCACGGGAAAGCGACAAUGGAAAUCCCAGCCGCCGCGCCCACACCCGCUGGCAGUGCCAGACCUGAAGUCAGCUUUCACGGACUCGCUCAGGAAGGCGCAGGCAUCCGUAUCUGAGUCGUCCACUGUUGGCGAUAGGGGAAGCUCAAGUGCGAGCACGCCGCCAUCGCAGACGAAAGGCGAGAACGCGCAUGUGUACAAGAACUUCUGGGAGGCACCGGAGCAGUAUUGGAAGCAUGAUCUGGAGGAGUGGGAGGUCGACCUCAUUGCGACCGGAGGCGCAUCGCAAUUCGCCUGA